AUGGAUGAGAAGUUACACAAGAUCCAAGCAACGAUUAGAGAUCAGCUUAUAUCAAAGUUUGCUUCCUCUCUACACGAAGGGGAUCUGUAUUUGAUGAACCAUUUUACAGUUGUACCAAACACUGGUAUGAACAGAGUGACCACUCAUCGGUUCAGACUUUUGUUCCAAUACAAGACCUCUGUUGUUUCUGUGGUAUCUCCAAGGAUCCCGCAUUCCGGUUUGUGUUUGAGAUCAAUAGAUGAAAUUGAUCAAAUGACAACCGAGCACAAUUUCCUUAUUGACUUUGUUGGGAUCAUUACUGGUGUUCGAAAAGAAAGAGAUGUAGCAUCAUAUGGGAAGCUGAUCAAAGUAAUUGUGCUAGAAGUUUUCACUCAUGGCAAAAAGGUCCAAUGCAAUGUCUUUGGAGAUGCUUGUGAUCUUUUGGAGUAUGAUAAAUUACAAAAAUAUCCAAGAUCUCCGUUGAUUGUGCUCGAGUCUUUUAAAAUCAAAGCAAUUGAAGGUGGAGUAGUUCUACAGAAUGUGAUCAAUGUCUCUAGGUUAUUUAUUAAUCCCGACAUUCCUGAGUCUGUUGAGUUCCUAAGCAGAUUUAGUGUAUCCAGUUAUGGAUUCUCAAGACUUGUGAGCAAUGAUCUUGGAUACUUAAUUUCUAAAGUUGAUGGUGAUUAUUUCAAUCCCAAAGAUAUCUGUAAUAUUCAAGAUAUUCAUUUAGAUAACGGGGAUGCUCAUUACUUUGUUAUUGGGACAAUUAAUGAAGUUAUGGAUGAACCAGAUUGGUGGUACUACUCAUGUGUGUGUGGUCAUGCUGUUGUUGACCAUGAGGAUCUCUACCUUUGUGAUGCUUGUGGUUCAUGUGUUGAACAUGUGUUGGUCAAGUAA
Arachis stenosperma is the source of this 876-nucleotide messenger RNA. RefSeq names its product replication protein A 70 kDa DNA-binding subunit A-like. NCBI's taxonomy places the organism in Eukaryota, Viridiplantae, Streptophyta, Magnoliopsida, Fabales, Fabaceae. The transcript is spliced from 7 exons. The coding region runs from base 1 to 876 and encodes 291 amino acids. The record is from RefSeq and is a predicted model, not a curated record.